Messenger RNA from Olea europaea var. sylvestris, 2260 nucleotides. RefSeq names its product tubby-like F-box protein 8. NCBI's taxonomy places the organism in Eukaryota, Viridiplantae, Streptophyta, Magnoliopsida, Lamiales, Oleaceae. The record is from RefSeq and is a predicted model, not a curated record. Bases 1217 to 1996 code for a protein of 259 amino acids. The transcript has 2 exons.
GUUUUUCUCUGGACACUUUAAAGAAAUUUCAUUUUGGUUGUAGUGGGAUGAUCAUGAAUACUUCAGCAUAAACUGUAAUAGCUAAAAUUUGUUCAUUGUCUAUUAUUGUAUUCAUGUAAUAUCUGAUAAGCUAGUCUCCUCAGUUUUCUGUGAUUAUGAAAUUCGAAAAAGGCAGCUAUAGAAGUUAGUACUGCGAUUUUUAAAGCUUUCCGCGUGGCCUGUUUUUGACUCUUGUUUGCUAAGUUUCAAAGGUAGCAGGCCCUAUGGCUGUAUGACUUUCUGAUUAUAUAUACUUGUGUGAUACAAUUACUCGUUUCAUGCCUUUUGCAUUUGUCACUGGAUAUGGGCAUAUUGUCAUCUGUAGUCAUGAGUGCUAAAAUGAAAUCCUCUAUGUGUGAUUUUAUCACUUAGAGUUGUUUCCUGCUUGCUUGAAACCAAAUAUACAUUGAUUGCAAUUGUAAACGAAUUUCCAGAAUUUUGGGGAAAGUAUUUUUAUUAUUUCUGUGCCUAGCGUACAACUUGAAGUGAAUGGCGAAUUCUUCAUGCCAUUGUGCACUUAUCAAAAGAAAAAAAUGUAAAUGAACUGGAGCUGCCUCAAGAGUUGACACAUAAUCCACUUUUUUGUGUCUGGUCUUUGCAAAGCAGAAGCACCCUUCUCUUAAUACUAGUGCAUGUAAAGGUACUAUAUCAUGAAAAGUUUAUAAUUCUUGAAUUAUGAUACAACGGCAAAGUAAGCCUUGCUCCCAACAAAUUUGAGGUUGGCAACAUGAAUUCUUUUUCGUCAUUUCAUUUAGUUCAGAACUACUAGAAGAUAUAGACAAUUAGAUCUUUAACACAACGGACCAUAUAGUUUUGGUCCAUUGUGCUCUCUUUUGACUUGCUCUAUUGAGAUUGUGUCAUCCUUAUGAACAGGAAUCUAAAGAGUUCUGCACAAAAUAUUCCCCAACCACCUAUGUCAUCAUUCCCUUGAUAUAUGCUCUAUCAAUACAACAUCCACUUGUUGGCUUAGAUUCCUAAAAUAUUUUAAUAUUAAAUAAUUCGUCACAAAAUCAAGUUGCGAGAAAAACGUUUAGCUGUUUUUUGAUGCUUGGCGAAGUUGACCUUGUUUGCAAUACUUCAUCAGAUUUAUUUACUAGUUGCUACUUUCUUUGCAGCCUUGUUUUCCGAGAACGGUAAAUUUCUUCUUUCUGCAAAAAGGAUUCGGAGAACCACUUGUAUGGAGUAUGUGAUAUCAAUGGAUGCUGAUAAUAUAUCGAGGUCACGCAGCAGUUACGUUGGAAAGUUGAGGUCCAAUUUCCUUGGAACAAAGUUCAUUAUUUAUGACAUACGGCCACCAUACAACUACUCUAACAAUUCCCCACCCCAGAGAACUGGCCGUCGAUACUACUCAAAAAAAGUUUCUCCGAAAGUCCCUACUGGAAGCUACAACAUUGCUCAGGUCACAUAUAAGCUCAAUGUGCUCGGAACUAGGGGCCCGCGUAGGAUGCAUUGCCUCAUGCAUUCAAUUCCUGCAUCUUCCCUUGAGCGCGGUUGUACUGUUCCUGGCCAACCCGAGCUUCUUUCCUGCUUUGAAGAUUCAUUCAGGAGUAUUUCCUUCUCUAAAUCAAUUGACAAUGCAACGGUGUUCGGCAGUGCCCGAUUUGCGGAGAUUGAAAAUUUACAGGAUCACGUGGAGGAAAGAAAAGAUAGACCUUUACUUCUUAAAAACAAGUCCCCGAGGUGGCAUGAACAGUUGCAGUGUUGGUGUCUUAAUUUCCGGGGAAGGGUAACAAUAGCCUCUGUCAAGAACUUCCAACUUGUUGCCGAUGCACAGCCAACUGCUGCUGGUGCACCUAUACCAUCCCAAGCUGCCCCGACUGAUCAUGACGAGAUCAUCUUGCAGUUUGGUAAGAUUGGCAAAGAUACGUUCACAAUGGAUUAUCAAUACCCUUUAUCUGCGUUUCAGGCUUUUGCCAUAUGUUUAAGCAGCUUCGACUCAAAAUUGGCUUGUGAAUAGAAGGAAAAAGACGGACGUUGUUUACUUUUAGUUUGCUAAAGAUGAUUUUGGUUGUAUUCUGUUGUAAUGCAAUCAUAUUAUGUUCAAAUUUGAAUACAACAAUCGACAAACUUUGUCACUUUCUCUCUCUCUCUCACUCUCUCUCCUUUUUUUUCCUUUUUUUUACAUCCAGUUGUCUCCAAUAUAGCAUAUCAGACACUCCAUUGUACUGCUUAAUCUUCUGAUAGGCCUUGAUAUAAGACUAGACAUCGAUUUUUACUUUUA